This is a messenger RNA of Pyrus x bretschneideri (Chinese white pear), 1511 nucleotides long. Its product is annotated as plant intracellular Ras-group-related LRR protein 6-like. NCBI's taxonomy places the organism in Eukaryota, Viridiplantae, Streptophyta, Magnoliopsida, Rosales, Rosaceae. The record is from RefSeq and is a predicted model, not a curated record. Gene Ontology annotation, molecular function: protein binding.
CUUUCCUUCCAAACAAGCACGUAACUAACACAGCACAAACACAAACGCCUCACUUUAGAAAAUUUCUAUCUUUGAUUUUCUGUUUUCUCUCGGGAAGGAAUUGAAGAAUCUUUCUCGGGUUGGUGAAGAUGAUGUACGAGCAGCAGCAGCAGCAGCAGCAAAUGAGAAUGGACACGAAGAAAAAAGCUGCUAAUGAGAGGAAGAGAUCGAUAGAUGAAGAGAGGCUUGAGAUAGUGGAUUUGAGUGCGAUGUCUCUUGAUGCCCUUCCCAAUCCUUCCCUUAAUUUGGGCUAUUGCAAGCUUGAUCUUUCCAAUAACAACCUUCAGAACAUACCAGAAUCCUUAACAGCAAGAUUACUGAACGUGGUAGUGUUGGACGUGCAUUCAAAUCAGCUGAAAUCUCUUCCAAACUCAAUUGGUUGUUUGUCCAAGCUUAAGGUUCUCAACGUUUCCGGAAACCUUAUUUCAUAUCUACCAAACACUAUCGAAAAUUGCAGGUCAAUAGAAGAGCUGAAUGCCAACUUCAACAAGCUGAGCCACCUCCCAGACACCAUUGGUUUUGAACUUAAUAACCUCAAGAAGCUAUCAGUGAACUCCAACAAGCUCAUCUUUCUACCACGCUCCCUCACCCACCUUACGUCUCUGCGUAUACUCGAUGCUCGUCUCAACUGCCUCAGGUCCCUUCCUGAAGAUCUCGAGAACCUUAUCAACCUAGAAGUUCUCAAUGUGAGCCAAAACUUCCAGUACCUCGAAAUCCUACCAUACUCCAUUGGCCUCCUCAUCUCUCUUGUUGAAUUGGACGUCAGCUACAACAAGAUCACAGCCCUACCAGACUCCAUUGGAUGCCUCAAGAAGCUUCAGAAGCUUAUUGUGGAAGGAAACCCUAUGGUUUCUCCUCCUCCUGAGGUGUUCGAGCAAGGGUUGCAUUCAGUGAAGGAGUACCUUAGUGAGAAAAUGAAUGGCGGCCACAAGACUCCUCUCAAGAAGAAGUCUUGGAUGGGAAAAUUGGUGAAGUAUGGCACGUUCAACGGGGCCAACCGAAGCAGACCGCGAGAGGAGAGAGAAAGGUUCAUCAUGCCCGAGUACCGGUCAUCAAUUGACGGCCUUGCUUCACCGAGGUAUAUGGGGAUGUUCUCACCUCGUCGCCUCUUCUCUCCCCGUACUUACUUCACUCGGUGAAGGGUAAAAAUGUUGAAAACAAUUAAGAAAACGGCGUAUGUUCAUGAAUCAUGAGCCUUAGUACUCAUGAGGAUGGGGUUAAUUUCUAGUGCGCGUAUUUUUGUCUUUGUUUGGCUUGUAAUAUUGGUAAUUCAUGGCGUUGCACGUAUGCAUGUAGGGUUCAUAUACUUAUAGUAGGAUCGCGUAGCUUUGCAUUAGAAAUAGUUGCUAAGUUAUAGGUCUCAUAUAUGUACGUAUCAGUUAUAUAUAGGUAAUGGGGUAUCUGUGGUUACAUAUAUAUUCAUGCUUGUCUAGUUUGUAAAUAAAUUUCAUGGGCUUCAUAUACAGUUUUGA